Messenger RNA from Fukomys damarensis (Damara mole-rat), 1795 nucleotides. It is a transcript of the gene Nptxr, whose product is annotated as neuronal pentraxin receptor. The record is from RefSeq and is a predicted model, not a curated record. The transcript has 5 exons. Bases 16 to 939 code for a protein of 307 amino acids. Lineage: Eukaryota; Metazoa; Chordata; Mammalia; Rodentia; Bathyergidae.
UUCUGCAGCUGUAAAAUGGGUCCAACCGCAUCCACUCCUGGUGGAAAUCAACUGAAACAACAGGAGCUCCCAGCCCGUGUGAACCUCUCAGCCGCCCCUGCCCCGGCACCCGCAGCACCCACUGCCUUGCACUCCAAGAUGGACGAGCUGGAGGGGCAGCUGCUGGCCAAGGUGCUGGCGCUGGAGAAGGAGCGUGCGGCUCUCAGCCACAGCAGUCACCGGCAGCGCCAGGAGGUAGAGAAGGAGCUGGACGCCCUACAGGGACGUGUGACGGAGCUGGAACACGGGUCCUCGGCCUACAGCCCCCCAGAAGCCUUCAAGGUCGGCAUCCCCAUCCGCAACAACUACAUGUACGCCCGCGUGCGGAAGGCUCUGCCCGAGCUCUACGCCUUCACCACCUGCAUGUGGCUGCGGUCCAGGUCAGGUGGCACGGGCCAGGGCACACCCUUCUCCUACUCGGUGCCUGGGCAGGCCAACGAGAUCGUGCUGCUGGAGGCGGGCCACGAGCCCAUGGAGCUGCUGAUCAACGACAAGGUGGCCCAGCUGCCAAUGAGUCUGAAGGACAACAGCUGGCACCACAUCUGCAUUGCCUGGACCACAAGGGAUGGCCUGUGGUCUGCCUACCAGGAUGGGGAGCUGCGGGGCUCCGGGGAGAAUCUGGCAGCCUGGCACCCCAUCAAGCCUCAUGGCAUCCUUAUUCUGGGCCAGGAGCAGGAUACCCUGGGAGGCCGAUUUGAUGCCACCCAGGCCUUUGUUGGUGACAUUGCCCAGUUUAACCUGUGGGACCAUGUGCUGACACCUGCCCAGGUCCUGGGCAUUGCCAACUGUACUGCAUCACUGCUGGGCAACGUCCUCCCUUGGGAAGACAAGCUGGUGGAGACCUUCGGGGGUGCCAAAAAGGCUACCUUCGAUGUCUGCAAGGGGAGGACCAAGGCGUGAAGGCCACCUCGUCCAGGGCCCCUCCCAUGCCUGCCACUUCGGGGACCUUGAGGGGGCUCUUCCCCCCUCAGCCUGUCCGCGUGCUGUCCUUUCCUCCUGCCCACUCCUGCCCGUGCCUCCCUCUUUCCCUCACCUGCACCCGCUCCUCCAGAAUGCCCUGUCCUGAGGUGGGUGUCCCCUGGGUGGGGACAAGCAUCUUAAGUCUACAGUGAAGCCUGGGGUGAGUCCUGGCUCUGGCCCUCCUGGCACUACACAGGAGUGUUCUCCCCACCCCACCCUCCCCCAUCCAUUGAUCCCAACAGCACCCGCACGGGGUUGUUGUGGGGUGGCCCCUAUGCUGCAGGCCUGGGCUUGUCCCCUCCAGGGCCACAGAAGGCUGUAGAAGUGGAUGACAGAGACUCGGGGCAUCAGACUCACCUUCUCCCCUUUCCCGCCAGCUGCCCACCUGGGAGCCUCCCCACCCUCGACCCCUUCCUCUUCUGUGUGCAGCGGUUUGAAUCUUGGUUCCUUGCCUGGUGCAGCCCCAUUUCAGUUUCCAGGACAUUCCCUUCCCAGCUCCAGCCUGGAGAGCUAGGGACCAAGAGGCCCCAAAGCCCAAGGGCUGUAGUAACCCCUGUGCCCACUGCCAUGGUCCCCUCCUCCUCCAUGCCCAGGACAGGUCCGGGACCCCAUAUCCUGAGCUAGGGGAAGCUUCAGGCAGACACAGCAGCCCAGGCAGCAUCGCUGCUGUCGGAGCCACAUCACCAAGCCAUGUGGCCCCUGUGAGUGCCUGCCCUACGGGAGCCUUGCUUUGUUCCCUGUGCGUCACUCCCAGAGCUCUGCAGAGCCAGUGUGAGAUGACUUGAGAUCCUCGGCA